UCAGAGAGUUUGUUGUUUUAAUAUGAAUGAUGAGGUAAUUAUUGAUGAACCAGUAAUUGAUGCUGAGGUUGAAGAGGAAGAAGAAGAAAAAACUGUUAGUGCGAGGCUGGUACUCACAAAUGAGCAGAAAAAAGACUUACACGAUGCGUUCAAUCUUCUUGACUAUCGUGGCGAAGGUAAAAUAAAAGCAGAAGACUUUCGCGUUGCAAUAAAAGCCUUAGGCUAUGAACCCUCUAAAGAGGAACUGCAACAUAUGAUCAACGGAGUGGACAAGGGGCAGACGGGCAAACUAAGCUUCGAGAACUUCGAGACUGCCAUCAUGAGAAAAAUUAUGUCACUCGACAGCGACGGCGAUAUCAUGAAGAGCUUCCGUCUCUUUGACAUGGAUGAUACAGGGUUCAUCAGUUUUGAGAACGUAAAGCAAGUAACAAAAAUUCUCGGCAUACAUCUAUCGGACGAGGAAAUCCAGGAAAUGAUUGACGAUGCUGACACUGACCUUGAUGAAUACAUAUCAGUCCAAGAAUUUAUGAAAAUGAUCAAGAACUCAGUGAAUAUCGUAACUCCAUAAACGUUACGCAUUUUAUCCCAAAUUAUUAUAUUACUUAAAAAGUAAAUAAAAAUAAACUUGUUUGUUUUU
Bicyclus anynana (squinting bush brown) is the source of this 637-nucleotide messenger RNA. RefSeq lists its product as uncharacterized. NCBI's taxonomy places the organism in Eukaryota, Metazoa, Arthropoda, Insecta, Lepidoptera, Nymphalidae. The transcript has 5 exons. Gene Ontology annotation, cellular component: centrosome; centriole. The record is from RefSeq and is a predicted model, not a curated record. Bases 23 to 568 code for a protein of 181 amino acids. Gene Ontology annotation, molecular function: calcium ion binding. Gene Ontology annotation, biological process: centriole replication; mitotic cell cycle.